UCUGUUACACUGCACAUUCACUUUGACAUUAGUUGAAGCGUCGUUACAACAUGGAGUUACAGGUGUCUGCUGUUAGCUCCACAUUCCUUUUCAUUACUUUAUGCAUGCUCAGAGGUACUAAUGGACUGCUGAUAAAUCAGACACAAUCAGUUAUUGGCAGAGAAGGGGACACUGUCAUAAUGAACUGCACCGUGUCAAAUGAAACUUUAGGACCUGUCUGUUGGUCCAAGGAGGCUAAUCUUCAGAAGAUCUUAUACUCAGAAAAGUUUGGUGACAAAUCAGACACACGAGCAACAAAAAUAGUUCAUGAAGGACAAGAAAGAGACACUGAUUUUUCCAUCAGUUUUAAAAAUAUUACCUUGGAAGAUGCAGGGAUAUAUUACUGUGGGAUGUUUAAAUCAGACAACGUGACUGUGUUUGCAUCUGGAUCUGGAACCCAACUUUAUGUGAUCCGAAAUUAUGGCUUGUCAAUAUACCAGACCUCAUCAGUUAAUGGCACAGAAGGGGGCACUGUCACAAUGAAAUGCACUGUGUCUUGUACAACUUUAGGAUCUGUUCGAUGGUACAAGGGGGAGAAAAUGCAGAAACUUGUGUAUUCACAAUUGUUAAUUGAUAAAUCGGAUGCUCGAAUAAGUAGAACAUCUCAUAAUGGACGAGAAAGAGACAUUGAUUUUUCCAUCACGUUUAGAGAUAUUACCUUGGAAGAUGCUGGGGUUUAUUACUGUGUGAAGUUUAAAUCAGACAAAGUAACGGUGGCUGCCAAAGGAUCAGGAACCCAACUUUACGUGAGGAGUACUUAUAAACCGGUGGUAUACCAGUCCCAAGUAGUUACUGCCACAGAAGGGGACAUUGUCAUCAUGAACUGCACUUUGUCACAUGAAACUUUAGGUCCUGUUCGAUGGUACAAGGGGGACAAUCUUCAGAAGCUCCUAUACUCACAAUUGUUAAGUGAUGAAUCAGAUGCACGAGUAAGUAGGACAGUCCAUGGAGGACAAGAAGGAAACUUGGAUUUCUCCAUCACAUUUAGAUCUAUUCGCUUGGAAGAUGCUGGGAUGUAUUACUGUGUGAGGUUUAAAUCAGACAGAAUAACUGUGGCUACAUCAGGACCAGGAACCAGACUUGAUGUGCGACGUAUUAAAGGACAGACAAUAUACCAGUCCUCAUCAGUGAAUGGCACAGAAGGAGAUACUAUUAUAAUGAACUGCACUGUGUCGCAUGAAACUUUAGGACCUGUCCGAUGGUACAAGGGAGACACUUUGCAGAAGCUCCUGUUCUCACAGUUGUUAAAUGAUGAAUCUGACACACGAGUAAGUAGGAUAGUGCAUGAAGGACAAGAAAGAAACAUGGAUUUUUCCAUCAGAUUUACAAGUGUUACCCUGGAAGAUGCUGGGAUUUAUUACUGUGUGAAAUUUAAAUCAGACAGAGUAACUGUGGCUGAAUCAGGAUCAGGAACCCGACUUCAUGUGAGCCGUACUUACAGCCUGAUGAUAUAUCAGACCCCAUCAGUUACUGCUGAAGAAGGAGACACUGUCAUAAUGAACUGCACUGUGUCACAUAAUACUUCAGGACCUGUUCGAUGGUACAAUGAAGCCAAUAUGGAGAAGUACCUAUACUCACAGUUGCUAGGUGACAAAUCAGAUGAACAAGCCAGUAGGAUAGUGUAUGAAGAACAAGAAAGAAAUAAUGAUUUUUCCAUCACAUUUGCAAAUAUAACCUUGAAAGAUGCGGGGGUGUAUUACUGUGUGAAGUUUAAAUCAGACAAAGUCACUGUGGCUGCAAAAGGAAAUGGAACCAGACUUUAUGUGAGAGGUGGUUAUGAACUGGUGAUAUACCAGCCCCCAGCUGUUACUGGUGUAGAAGGACACAGUGUCAUAAUGCAGUGUGCUUUGUCACAGGAAAUUCGAGGACCUGUUCGCUGGUACAAGGGUAACAAUUUGCAGAAGCUUCUGUACUCAGAGCUCUCAAAUGAUAAAUCAGAUGCCCGAGCAAGCAGGAAAGCAGUGAAUGACCCAACAAGCAACACUGACUAUUCCAUCACUUUUACAAAUAUUACCUUGGAAGAUGCAGGAGUGUAUUACUGUGUGAAGUUUAAAUCAGACAAAGUAACUGUGGCUGCAACAGGAUCUGGAACCCGACUUUAUGUGAGCCGGGGUUUUGACCUGAUGAUAUACCAGACCCCAUCUGUUACUGGUAUAGAAGGAAGUACUGUCAAAAUCCAGUGUACUUUGUCAAAAGAAACUGUAGGACCAGUUCGAUGGUACAAGGGUAGCAAUCUAAAGAAGCUCCUUUACUCACAGCUCUCAGAUGAUAACUCAGAUGCACGAGUGAGACAGGUUGUACAUGAAGGACCAAGAAGAGACACUGACCAUUCCAUUACAUUCACUGGUAUUACCUUGGAAGAUGCAGGAGUGUAUUACUGUGUAAAGUUUAAAUCAGACGGUGUAACUGUCACUGCAAAAGGAUCAGGAACCCGACUUUACAUAACUAGUCCCAUUCCAUCAUGAGAUAAAAACAGAGAUGUAAUUUAAGAAGAAAAUUAAAACCCCGUCUUGCUCUAUAAUGUUCUUGGUCAUAUUAUGCUUUAUAUAUAAUGUACAUAAUCUUGCACACACACACACACAUACACACACACACACACACACACACACACACACACACACAUGCACACACACGCACACACACACACACACACACACACACACGCACACACACACGGACAUAUAUAUAAACAUGCACAUAAGGCGUGCAUGCACAUAACACUUACUGUCAAAGCUUAAAAAUGCAGUAGAGGAAUUUUGAAAAAAACAUAUUCCUUUGUUAAACUGCUUAAAUCUUAUGAUAUAAUAAUCAUAUAAAUGCAGAAUAUAUAAACACAAUAAAACAGCUGUAUAUUAAAGUUUUUUUUAACAGUAAUUAAUUAAAAAUGUAAAUCGAGUAUAUCACAAAGCGCCUCACUUGCUUGGGUUAUACAUAACAUAUUUGUUGUCUAUACAGAAGCUUAUGUUUCUCUUGAUGACAUUUUCAUGAAAGUUAUUUUAGAAUAGUGUUCACUGAGUGAUACUCCAUAAAAGAAUUUUAAAUGUGAGAUACAGGUAUAGUUCAUAUUAUACACCUGGUACUAUACACAUUAAAGUAUUACUUAAAAAGGAUUUUGAUUUCUUUAUAUAAAAUAAAUGUUAUUAUCCAUUAA
Messenger RNA from Protopterus annectens (West African lungfish), 3190 nucleotides. RefSeq names its product basement membrane-specific heparan sulfate proteoglycan core protein-like. Lineage: Eukaryota; Metazoa; Chordata; Ceratodontiformes; Protopteridae. The coding region runs from base 51 to 2504 and encodes 817 amino acids. The transcript is spliced from 9 exons. Gene Ontology annotation, cellular component: plasma membrane. The record is from RefSeq and is a predicted model, not a curated record.